AGGAAUCCAGUUGAGAGUGAAUCACCUGAGAAAUGGCCACACGCCUCAGAUCAGCUGGUAAGAAAUGUACUGUGAUUGGCGGGUCUGGGUUCUUAGGCCAGCACAUGGUGGAGCAGCUCCUGGAGAAGGGUUAUGCAGUCAACGUGUUUGAUAUUCAGAAGAGGUUUGACAAUGACAGAGUGCAGUUCUUCCUGGGAGACCUCUGUGACAAAGAGGCUUUGCUCCCAGCUCUACAAGGUGUGUCAGUGGCAUUUCACUGCGCGUCGCCAGCACCUUCAAGUGACAACAGGGAACUGUUUUAUAAGGUGAACUUUAUGGGAACCAAAGCUGUCAUUGAAGCCUGCAAAGAAGCUGGAGUGCAGAGGCUGGUGUUAACCAGCAGUGCCAGUGUUGUUUUUGAGGGGACAGACAUAAAAAAUGGGUCAGAAGAUCUCCCAUAUGCAAAAAAACCCAUCGACUAUUACACAGAGACAAAGAUCCUGCAGGAGAAGGAAGUGCUCAGUGCAAAUGACCCAAGCAACAACUUCCUCACUACUGCUAUUCGUCCCCAUGGGAUAUUUGGUCCUAGAGACCCUCAGCUGGUUCCCAUCCUCAUCGAAGCAGCAAAGAGUGGCAAGAUGAAGUUCAUCAUUGGGGAUGGAAAGAACUUGGUAGACUUCACCUAUGUGGAAAAUGUGGUCCAUGGACACAUCCUGGCUGCAGAAAAUCUUCAGAAAGGCUCUCCCCUGUGUGGGAAGGCAUUUCAUAUCACAAAUGAUGAACCAAUUCCUUUCUGGGCUUUCAUGUCCCGUAUCUUGACUGGCUUGAACUACGAUGCUCCCAAGUACCACAUUCCCUACUGGCUGGCAUAUUACCUGGCUCUGGUCCUGUCUCUGGUGCUGUGGCUGCUGAGUCCACUGGUCACCAUCAAGGCCACAUUCACCCCUAUGCGGGUGGCAUUAGCUGGAACUUUCCACUACUACAGCUGUGACCGGGCUAAAAGAGCCAUGGGCUACACACCAGUGGUGAGCCUGGAUGAAGCAAUAGAAAGGACUGUCCAGAGCUACCCUCAUCUACGCCGGGCCAAGGCCUGAGGAGCCUACAGGGAUUCUUUUCUACUUGAUUUUUUGGAAUUGCUUUGAUGUCUUAACAUGAACAAUGAGCCAAAUCUCACUAAUUCUCU
This is a messenger RNA of Melopsittacus undulatus (budgerigar), 1162 nucleotides long. RefSeq names its product NAD(P) dependent steroid dehydrogenase-like (gene NSDHL). The transcript is spliced from 7 exons. Gene Ontology annotation, biological process: steroid biosynthetic process. Bases 33 to 1073 code for a protein of 346 amino acids. The record is from RefSeq and is a predicted model, not a curated record. Lineage: Eukaryota; Metazoa; Chordata; Aves; Psittaciformes; Psittaculidae. Gene Ontology annotation, molecular function: 3-beta-hydroxy-Delta5-steroid dehydrogenase (NAD+) activity.